AUGACCUCACGCAUACGUUCUGUCCUUCGACCUAAUCUCCCUCCACAUAUCGCUCUAUCUCUUGCGAAAAAAGCUGCUCCGUUAAGUCCAGCGGUACCAUUCUUUCGUGAUUUAGGACAUACGAUACCUACGAAAUGGGCACUGUAUCGACCUCUUCUUAAAACAACGACUUGUUUACCAAGUACUCGACGUGAGAUCAGGACGAAAUGGCAAGAGAAAAAGGGAUUAACCUCAGUCCCGAAAGUGAGAGUAUUCCUUCAAGAAUACCAUGAUCUCCUAGAUCAUUUACGAUCCAGCGACCCUUCCUAUAACGAAGAAACCCAAUCACUUGAAUGUAAAUUAGUGGAGAAACAUCGUUCAUUUGAUGAAUCACAGACUCGCUUGAAAGAACCACAAAUGCCAGUCCCGAUGAAACCCAGAUUGACAGGAUCAUUUUAUCGACCAACAUUGUUCAAUCCUCCUUUACCAAGAAUGAAACCCCAACCAAUUGAAAUAGGUGCCAUGAUACAUAAUCGAUUACGUGCAAGGGAGAGAAGAAUAGCCAAAAGGAAAGAGUACGCUUCUUUGUUGACUGAUAUGAAAUUGGAAGUUGGGUUUUGGAAAUCUACAAUUGCUACUGCCCCUGCUACUACUCCUCAAAUACGGGAAGCCUCGAAUGACAACAAUAAUCAAGAUUGGGUUAAAGGGAAAGAUCCAAGAUCACCUGGAGGUUGGGAUGGUACAAUCAAGAAUGAAUUGAAACUCAUGGAUGAAAGAUUCGAAAAGGAACAUAAACGGUCUGAGAUGGUCUUUGACCAGUACCUAUUAAAAAGAGUGGGUAAAGCAAGACAAAGAAGAGACAUCUGGUGGAAGGAACUGAAAGAGAAGAAAAAGAAGGGAAAGGACGAAAGUUCGACAGUCGACGGUCCAACGUGA
Kwoniella shivajii is the source of this 915-nucleotide messenger RNA. RefSeq lists its product as uncharacterized. The record is from RefSeq and is a predicted model, not a curated record. The coding region runs from base 1 to 915 and encodes 304 amino acids. NCBI's taxonomy places the organism in Eukaryota, Fungi, Basidiomycota, Tremellomycetes, Tremellales, Cryptococcaceae. The transcript has a single exon.